This is a messenger RNA of Prunus avium (sweet cherry), 1064 nucleotides long. Its product is annotated as P53/DNA damage-regulated protein. The record is from RefSeq and is a predicted model, not a curated record. Lineage: Eukaryota; Viridiplantae; Streptophyta; Magnoliopsida; Rosales; Rosaceae.
UUCCGUCGCCUCCCUCUCAGUGUCAUCCCUGAUCUCAGACCGCCAUCGACUCUCUCUCUGUCACUCUCUGCCUCUCUCUCUCUCAAACUCUUCUCAGUCUCCAUCGUUUCUGUCUCUAUAUCUCGAACUCAAACCCUCACCCAAACUGUCAUCUCUCAUCUCAUAGACUCUCAGGCUCUGUCUCUCUCUCAAACUCUUGGACGUCGACGGUCGACCAGGCUCACCAUCUGCAGUCUGCAACUGACGAGCUGCACAAUUAGGUAGGUAGUCUGAUUGAAGAAUGGAUAAGACCAUGAAAAGCUUAAUUGAGCUUGAGACUGAAGCCGAGCAUCUCCUUUUAGCCCGACACCAGCUAGUUGAAAAUGACAGGGUGAGGAAUGGGAAUAGAGAAGCACUUACAUCUCUGAGGAAGAUAGCUCGGACAACCAAGACUAGUGUUCCAUCUCCCUUUGAGUCGAUAAUGAAGGAGAUUGUGGGGCCUGAAUCAAGACCUUUGGUGAAGGAGGUAUGCCCCACAUGCGGCAACCAUGACUCAAAUCAGCGCACUUGGAUGAUGUUCCCAGGAACUGAUGUUUUUGCAAGGAUUCCAUUCCAUGCUGCCCAUACUGUCUUGGAGUCAGAACAAGAACAACUUGACUUCGAUUCUAGAAGGCUGCAAAGCAUUGUGAAGGAAAAGUCCCUUUUGAUUUCAGAAAAAGGUGUCCUUGCAGACAAGGUCUCUCCGGGUGUGAUGAAGUCUUUGGUAACCCUGGCAGACAAACCAAAGUGAGUUGUGCUUGAUGCAUUGAUAUUCAAUCCCAUUGUAACCUCACAUCCACUCCCAACUAAGGAUAAAGGAAUGAACAUUAAUCUCUCUGGCUAGCAUUAGUAAGUUAGUAACAUAGCUCUGUGUAGACUAGUGUUAAUUUCUCAACCGAUGAAAAAUGUAUAGGAAAGUGAUUGUGUUUAUCUAUUGAGGGAUUCACGAGUCUUGUAAGAUGUUAUAUUUUUGCACACUAGUCAUAGUAGUGCUCAUUUCCUCACCAGAAAAUAUCAAUGGUAAGACAGGUUCUGCAGGAUCCCCG